Molecule: messenger RNA, 523 nt
Organism: Pseudomassariella vexata
Lineage: Eukaryota; Fungi; Ascomycota; Sordariomycetes; Amphisphaeriales; Pseudomassariaceae
Exons: 1
Coding region: 63-311 (82 amino acids)
Source: RefSeq, a predicted model, not a curated record
CGGCCAGCUUGUUCUCAUCUGCCAGCUUGAAGGUGAAGUGGCCCCAGUCUAGAUACGUCUCGAUGAUCUUCUUGAUGAUAGCUUUCUUGUCUUCGGCGCCGGCGCCCUCUGGCUUUUGGUCGCUUAUCUUCGUCUUAAUACACAGCCCUGGCAUACAGCCUCCUCGGGGACACAUAGUCCGAUGGUUGACACACAGUCGAUUGAGUUGGCACACAGCCUUCUCGGGGAGACACAGUCCAAUGGUUGACACACAGUCGAUCAGGUUGGUACACAGCCUUGGCACACAGCCGAUUGGACACACAGUCCUCUAAUCCUUGUUGCGUUACCUGGGGUAGGUACAUAGCCUGUCUCCUGCAACGGCUUGAUUAGACACACAGUCCGCCGUGCGAUUACCGAAUUAAUCGAAGGAAACGGUCGAAUAAUCAUCGUGACGGCGACCUCGAUGAGCCUUCAGGAAUGCCAGCACUCCCGACCGAGAGAUGCUACCAUGUGGGAUCGCACUGGUACUAGUAUUCCAGCUACA